Linum trigynum is the source of this 207-nucleotide messenger RNA. The record is from the annotation of a GenBank genome assembly. Lineage: Eukaryota; Viridiplantae; Streptophyta; Magnoliopsida; Malpighiales; Linaceae.
AUGACGAUUUCCGCAGUGGCUGGGACGACGAGUUUGUCGACAGAAGGCGGCGCGGGCACUACAAGGUGGACCAGGUCGAAGGGUCCAAUAUCUUGUGACCCUGCUGUUGUUCGGCCAUUGGGACAGCAGAAUAAGAAGACGCAUGCAGCUACUCUUGAAUUCUCCAACGAAGGACGAUCAGUGGAGGCGAAAUCCGUCCUGGAGUAG